AUGUACACAGUAGGAGAGAAUACAGUCCACAUCGCAGACAUAGGAGAUGAAACGUACAAGGUAGGAUACGCAGGAAGCGAGUACCCCGUCCUCUUUGAAAAAACAGGAAAAUCCCCGAACGAGAUACUCUCUCACGCCAUAAGCGAGCUCUCUGACGACCCGCAGAGCAUCCCCCUCAUAAAGAUCGAGGAUCCGUUCACGCACAAAGAGACUCGAAAAAAGACGCUUUCCCACUUAAUGGAGUCUUCCCUGUGCUCGGGCGUGCUUUUUAUCAACGGGGCUGUCUCUGACUGCUUCAGCUUCGGGAAAAGUGCCGGUCUUAUGAUACGUCUUUGCGGGGGAAGCACGCAAGUGAUCCCCGUUGUUGACGGAUACUGCAUCAGCGGAGGGAUAAGGAGCAGCGUAGGCGGGAAAGCCGUUACAAAGCACGUUCUGAACCUUCUCCGGGAAAAAUCAGAGAAAUCAGGGACUGAUCUUUUAGUUCCUCCAACUGCGAUAGAGGAGCGCCAGAAGGUGGCUCUAGAGCAGAUGCCCCUCUUUAAGGAGAAGGCUUCGUAUAAAAGUCUCCCAGAAAGCGAGAAACUGCCUUUCCAAAUGGAAGUUGCCCGGUGCUUUAAGGAGUCUGUCUCUUUCCUGGGGCACUGCCAGCCAAAGUACUACGAAUUUGCAACGGGAUAUUCAAGCCGCGUCUUUUCAGAGAGAAACUCCAUCCCCGAGCAGCUCUUCCUGGGGGAGUCCGCGGAGAUGGAGAGACUUGAUCCAAUGAAGCAAAUAGCAGGAAGCCUGGAGGGAAUGGGGCUCUUGGAUAUGGUAAAGUGUGCGAUGGAGUCCGUUGACUUGGAGUACUACGACAUGCUCUUGGGAAAUGUCAUGGUUUCAGGAGGAGGGUCUUUAGUGCCUGGGAUAACGGAAAGACUCCAGGCAGAUCUUAUGCGCAUAUAUCCGAAUGCGAGAGUGAAGGUAAACAACGACAGAAGGGAGUUUAGCACGUUCUUUGGGGGGUCAAUCCUUGGGUCAAUUGGAGCUACGGGAACACUUAUGAUCACAAAGGCUGAGUAUGAAGAGUGCGGGAUCAGUGCCUUGGAAAGAAAACGGUCUGAGUGGGUUAAAUAA
Nematocida major is the source of this 1113-nucleotide messenger RNA. Its product is annotated as actin-like protein 6B. Gene Ontology annotation, cellular component: SWI/SNF complex; NuA4 histone acetyltransferase complex. The transcript has a single exon. Lineage: Eukaryota; Fungi; Microsporidia. The coding region runs from base 1 to 1113 and encodes 370 amino acids. Gene Ontology annotation, molecular function: chromatin binding. The record is from RefSeq and is a predicted model, not a curated record. Gene Ontology annotation, biological process: regulation of transcription by RNA polymerase II.